Molecule: messenger RNA, 1114 nt
Organism: Moneuplotes crassus
Lineage: Eukaryota; Ciliophora; Spirotrichea; Euplotida; Euplotidae
Source: the annotation of a GenBank genome assembly
GUAAGGCCUAUUCCUCUAUUUUCACUCUACAAAACCUAUAUUUGCUAAACCUUCUUGGUAACAUUUCCUCAUAACUCCUUUGUAGAAUCAGGAGCAGGAAUGAACACAGACACUUUGUUCAGAGUCUACUGUGGAGGAAAAUCUCUCAGACAGAAGUACUUCCCAAACCAGAAGGAAGAUAAUUCAACUUUAUUUGAUCGAAUAAAUGGCCACAGAAAAUCGGUAAAAGUGUAUAAGCCUGUAAACAUCACUGAAAUAAGGGAACAAGUUUUGAGAGUUCCAAAGCGGACAAAGAAUCAAUACAGAGAUGAGAUGAAGAAUAAAUCUCUUGUGAAGCAACUUCGGAACAAAAUCAAUUCGAUAACCAAACAUUCACAUAAAUUUAACGAUCUUUCUGAGUCCCAGGAGGAAAAAGAGCUUUCGAUUAGAAAUAUCAGAGUCAAAAAGAACUUUAGUGGUGCAGAUAGUCUUUCUCUUUGAUCUAGACCAAGGCAAGCCAAAAAUAAAUACAAAUCAGUUUCUGUUUCAAGAAGAACUCCUUUAAAAAGAAAAUAUAAAGGAAGCAAAGAAAAGACACAUCCCAGUGUGAUGAAGAUUAACCCUAACGAUGACUGAAGUAUGGGAUCUAUCAGCCAUAAAAGCUCUAAAAAUGGCUCUAGAAGGUAUAACUCGGUCUCUACAAAUAUAAAGAAGCAUUCUAAAAGUCGUUCGUCAUAUCAUAACGAACUAGUUUCAGUCGAAAACCAAGCAGAAACUGAUAAAGAGACCACUAGGCAGAAUAUCAUCCGACUUAUUAAUGAAAUCCAAGCAAGAAAAGAAUCCAACUCAGAUAAAAUUUCAACAACAACAAGUGGUUUCACAAAUUCAAAUAAACCUCAUUCAAAGAUAUAUAACUCAUUCUCUCCAAAUUUCUCCCACAGCACCAGAACUUCAGCCGUUCCCAUUCCAAACAUCCAUCAAGCGUACUUAAAACCCGACCAUAACAAAUUUCCCGCCUGGCCCAGCCGCCUCUCGGCUGUUCUGGAGUCAGUGCCUGCUAAGCAUAAGAAGAAGAGAGAAAUAGAGGUGAUUAAUUCAGAUGGCAUUUUGAAUCAUUAUCUUAAGAAGUAAGGAC